This is a messenger RNA of Folsomia candida, 1610 nucleotides long. Its product is annotated as elongation of very long chain fatty acids protein 6. The record is from RefSeq and is a predicted model, not a curated record. Gene Ontology annotation, cellular component: endoplasmic reticulum membrane. Gene Ontology annotation, biological process: sphingolipid biosynthetic process; very long-chain fatty acid biosynthetic process; fatty acid elongation, monounsaturated fatty acid. Gene Ontology annotation, molecular function: fatty acid elongase activity. Bases 649 to 1503 code for a protein of 284 amino acids. NCBI's taxonomy places the organism in Eukaryota, Metazoa, Arthropoda, Collembola, Entomobryomorpha, Isotomidae. The transcript is spliced from 6 exons.
UGCGUGCUGUUUCAAAGUUUGAGUCAGUCCGUUUCAAACCAAAUCACCGUCACAAGCGAGCACAAUCUCGACAUUUGGGCACAACAAGUCGUUUUUCAUGAAAGUGCAUUUUUUGCUUCCGCACUUAAGCAAUACUUGAGUAGAUGAAUAAGACGUUGUUUUUGGCACAAGUGAAAUUGGUGGAGGUGCAUCGAAGGAUUCUGUCCCUUAAACUAAACCUCAUCGCGAGUGAUGAUUAUGCAUGUGAAGUGAAUCUCCCUUUCGCUUCACUCUCACCCAACUUUUGAAAUUUGAAAUCUCUGUCUUAUGCAUGUGCGUAGUAUUGAUUGCCAUGAACUGCCGACACCAGACUCACGUCCACUCAGUGUGAUAGUUGGUAGAGACGACGACGGUGGUGGUGAUGGAAAACUGGUAUUAGUCGCAGGUAAAUCAGCAGCAUUUUGAAAUCUCUCUUCUUCCCUCAAUCAGCCUCACAAAUGCCAAGUCCUGGUGUGUUCUGGCUAACGGCAUGUUAAAACGUACCCAUAAAUCAGCUCGAUAAAUACAUACACAUUUGUGGAGAGCAGCUUUGUCUGAAUGUCCCACCUCUCUCGGGGUCAACAUCCAAGAACGAAAGACAUUUGAACAUUGUCCUGGUGUUUCUGCACCAUGGUUCGUGACCUGACGUCCUUCUUGUACAACUACAACGCCACUUAUGACCGGGCGAAGGACUGGAUUUACGAAAACCCUCCAAAGCAUUUUCCCUUCUUCUUUGAAGUGGCGGAUCUCGUGUGGUGGCAAAAUGUGAUGGUGGAUUACUGGCAAUUCCCCUUCGUUGUGUGCGUCGUCUACUUGACCACGGUGUUUGGGAUGGAGGGAUGGAUGAGAGGGAGGACGCCCUUCAAGCUCAAACGCUUCCUCGUCUGCUGGAAUGUCACGAUGGCCCUUUUGAACCUCUUUGGCUUCGUGAGACAGAUGCAAGAGCUGGUUCCCAUUCUGGCCAAACCCGACGGAUUUCACAGAUCUCUCUGCAUUCGAGAAGAACUCAAUUUGCCUACGGCAUUUUGGGGACUUUUCUUCUGCCUCUCAAAGUAUUUAUUUUUGGGUGACACCAUUCUCAUUGUCCUAACCAAGAAACCACUUCUCUUCAUCUACUGGUAUCACCACGCCAUCGCAAUCAUCGUUCCUUGGAUGAUAUUUCCAGACUCCGAACCGAUAUGCAGACACAUCGGGGGCUCAAACUUCUUUGUUUUGUUCUGCAUGUACUCCUACUUUGCUCUAAAGGGGAUGCACAUUAAACUGCCACGCCGAGCUGGACUCGUCAUUGCCAUUCUCCACGUUCUGGAAAUGAUGCUUGGAGCAGUGGUUCAAGUCUAUACGGCCCGAGAAAUUAUCAAAGGGAGAGACUGUGCGAGAACGAUGAACAGCGUCAAGUGGUCGCUCAUCCCGCACGUCUCCCUCCUCUUCUUCUUUGGACACCUCCUCCUCAAAAGUAUUCACAAGUCCAAGCCCAAAACCUUGUAACACGGUGACUGCGAGCGACCCAAUUCCUCACAACUUGCACUACUCGAUCGUAAAAUCCUGUAAAAUCUUUGUCAUCCGUUCGCAAAAAAAAUUAUAAUUACUUCUUA